CCCAGCCCACGUCUGCGCGUGCCCAGGUGAGGCGGCGGCAGGACGCACGAGUGUGACGCGGCUCACCUGGGCUGCGCGCUGCUUCCUGUCAGCUCCGGAGAGAUCCAGCAGCGCAGCGUCUCUGCCGGCUUCGGCUACAGUUCGCGAUGCCGGACUCGAUCAGCGUCUCAGACUUUGUGGCGGAGACCAAUGAGGACUUCAAAGCUCCCACCACCUCCAGCUUCACCACCCGAAUGCCGGAAUGCAGGAGCACAGUGAUCGCUCUGGAGGAGGGUCUGGACUCGGAUGCAUCGCUUCUGCACAAGAUCAAGAAGUCCUUAAAGGCCAUCCACUCGUCUGGCAUGGCCCACAUUGAAAGCCAGGAGCAGUACUUCCAGUCCCUGGAGAAGUUUGGACAGCGCUUUCUCUCCAAAGAUGAUGAUUGCGAGAUAGGCUCAGCCUUCAUCAAGUUUAACCUUCUGACCAAAGAGCUAACAGCGCUCUUCAAGAACCUGGUGCAGAACAUGAACAACAUCAUCUUCUUCCCUCUGGAAAGCCUUCUGAAGGGGGACCUUAAGGGAGUCAAGGGGGACCUCAGGAAGUCCUUUGACAAGGCCUGGAAGGAUUAUGAAACCAAACUGGCAAAGAUCGAGAAGGAGAAAAGGGAACACGCAAAGCAGCAUGGUCUGAUUCGAUCGGAAAUCAUCCCUGGAGAAAUCGCUGAGGACAUGGAGAAAGAGAGGCAGAUGUUUCAGUUGCAGAUGUGUGAGUAUUUCCUUAAAGUGAAUGAGAUCCAAGUGAAGAAAGGUGUCAACUUUGUCCAAAACCUUAUCAAGUACUUCCAAAUUCAGGGCAAUUUUUUCCAGGAAGGUCUGAAAGCUGUGGAAGACCUAAAACCAUCUGUGGAAAAACUGGCAUCAAACCUGGUGACGAUCAAACAGAAUCAGGAUGGAGAGAGAAAACAGCUGACUCAGAUCAGAGACAUGCUAAAAGCAUCAAUGCAGGCUGAGCAGAAAGAGGAUUUACAAUUGAAACAGAGCGCUGGUUACAGCCUCCAUCAACUGCAAGGUGACAAAGUGUACGGCACGGAGCGGGAUGGGGUCCUCUACAAGAGGAGUGAGGGUCUCCGGAGAGUAUGGCAAAAGAGGAGGUGCUUUGUGAAAAAUGGCUUCCUGAACAUCUGUCACGGCACAUCCAACCGAGAUCCAGCCAAACUCAACCUGCUUACCUGCCAGGUGAAAAGGAACCCGGACGAGAAGAAGAGCUUUGACCUAUUCUCACAUGACCGGAUCUACCACUUCCAGGCUGAAGAUGAGAUAGAGUGCCAGAUCUGGGUGUCUGUGCUGCAGAACAGCAAGGAAGAGGCCCUAAAUGAUGCCUUCAAAGGCGGCAGCAAUGAAGGAGAAAAUAACAUUGUUCAAGAACUGACCAAAUCCAUUGUGGAGGAGGUGAAAAAAAUGAAUGGCAAUGACCGCUGCUGCGACUGUGGAGCUGCAGGUCCUACCUGGCUGUCCACCAACCUUGGGGUCCUCAUCUGUAUCGAGUGUUCUGGGAUCCACAGAGAGAUAGGGGUCCACUACUCCAGGAUACAGAGUUUGGACCUGGAUGUAUUAGGGACUUCAGAAAUGCUGCUGGCAAAUAAUGUGGGAAAUGCCAGCUUUAAUGGGAUCAUGGAGGCGGAUCUGGGUCCCCAGGGCAUCACCAAACCUGAUCCCAGCAGCGACAUGCAGACCCGGAAGGAGUACAUAACAGCCAAAUACACAGAGAAGCGCUUUGCCCGGCGGCUGUACACCAAUACUGAGUCCAGGCAGAAGGCACUAUAUGAAGCCGUCCGGAACAAGGAUGUCCUGUCGCUGCUGCAGGUGUAUGCUGAGGGGGUGGACCUGAUGGAGGCUGUCCCACAGCCCAGCGAACAUGAACAUGGAGAGACUGUGCUUCAUCUGGGAGUCCGAAUGGCCGACAGAAAUUCUCUGCACAUAGUGGACUUUCUGGCUCAAAACAGUCCAAACCUUGACAAGCAGACGGCCAAAGGCAACACAGCACUGCAUUACUGCUGCCUGCUAGACAACAGGGAGUGUCUGAAGUUAUUGCUGAGGGGAAGAGCUUCUGUGUCCAUCACAAAUGAAGCCGGAGAAACUCCUCUGGACAUUGCAAAGCGGCUGCAGCACUCUACGUGCGAGGAGUUGCUUACUCAGGUUCAGACAGGAAAGUUCAACGUACAUGUCCACGUGGAGUAUCAGUGGCGCCUCCAAAACGAGGAGCUGGAUGAGAGUGAGGACGAAAUGGAAGACAAGCCCAUUCCAAGCCGACGGGACGAACGUCCCAUUAGCUGCUUCGUGCCCAGCGCUGCCCUGCAGCCCAGCCUGGCAGCCCUGGCUCGAGACGCUGCCUCCAUGGUGCGGGACAAACAGAGACCUCCCAUCCCCAGUUCAAUGAUUAGCAAUGAGACGUAUGGCACUGCCAUGGAUUUCAGUCGGCCUCCACCGAGACCAAGCCCUCCUCCCUUGCCUAACAGAGGUUUGAAUAAAGGUGGGGGUGCAUCAGGAGGAGGCAUUGCUAAGCCAGAAGUGGGGAGACAGCGUUCUUUGUCUGACCCGCCCAACGCGCCCAUCACAGAGAAGAACCUCUCUGUCUUUGUGCUACCAGUUGCCCCCCCUCUCCCAGACAACUGGGAGUCGAAAACUGUGUCAGCGAAGAACCAUCCCCUCCCUCCUGUUCCCUCCCCACCAGCAGGACCACCUCCUGUCCCACCAGCACCUUCACUUCCACCGCCUUCAAUACACAAACCACCUCCCCUCCCCCCACAUCAACCAAAUUACAAAAUGAGUGGACCAUCCGGACCACUCGGACCCAAGCCCCCAAUGCCCCCCCCUGGAUUAGCGAAGCAGCCUCCACAGAGACCUCCUGUCAGAACUGGAUCUGUAGAGAAAUCAGGUCUUCAGUCCAAAUCUCCACAUAGUCCAGCUCCUCCAUUACCCAAACCCAGAAAAAACCUCUCUCAGCAGAAGCCUAAAAGGGUGAAGGCCAUCUACAACUGUUCUGCCGACCAACCGGAUGAGCUGACAUUUAAGGAGGGGGAGGUAAUUGUGGUGGAGGGGGAGGAAGACCAUGAUUGGUGGAUCGGACAUGUGGAAGGAGACCCGGGCAGGCGGGGUGCGUUUCCUGUCACCUUUGUUCACUUCAUCUCAGAGUGAUUCCUGCUCCCCCCAUCCUGGACCAGCAAGGGAGGGUCAACUUCUGAGAAACAUGCAGCCUGCACCCUUGCAGCACCUUUGUGCCUUCUACAGACUCUGAACUUGUGCCCGCUUUCGCUUGAACCCCGUUUUAUGCAGAAGAUAAUAAUGUCAUGCUCUUUCAACACAGACAUGGGUGGGAUUUAAACUGUGGAUGAAACCGUGAAUAAAAACAUGUGCUCUGA
Molecule: messenger RNA, 3397 nt
Organism: Oryzias latipes (Japanese medaka)
Lineage: Eukaryota; Metazoa; Chordata; Actinopteri; Beloniformes; Adrianichthyidae
Gene: asap2b
Product: ArfGAP with SH3 domain, ankyrin repeat and PH domain 2b
Biological process (GO): positive regulation of GTPase activity
Cellular component (GO): cytoplasm
Molecular function (GO): protein binding; GTPase activator activity
Source: RefSeq, a predicted model, not a curated record